AACUUUUAAAGUCACUAUUGAACCCUCCAAAGAAGCUAUCCAUAUGGCCAAUAUGCCCAUAAAAAAAUGUUUAACAUCACUAAUCAUUAGAGCAAUACAAAGCAAAACCACAACAAGAUAUUAUCUCCUACUCCUAGGAAGGCCACUAUUAACAAAACAGAGAAUAUGUGUUGGGCAAGAUGUAGAGAAAUUGGUUCCCCUAUGCACUGUUGGUGGGAAUGUAAAAUGGCACAACCACUAUGGAAAACAGUAUGGUGGUUUCUCAAAAAAUUGAAAAUAGAAUUAACAUGAUCCAGCAAUUCUACUUCCAGUUAUAUACCCAAAAUAAUUGAAAACAGGGUCUCGAAGAGGUAUUUGUACACCUAUGUUCAUAGUAGCAUUAUUCACAAAAGCCAAGAAGUGGAAAGCUAAGUUGUCCUUUGAUGGAUGAAAUGGAUAUACAAAAUAUGGUGUAUACACACAAUGGGAUAUUAUUCAGCCUUAAAAAGGAAGGAAAUUCUGACACAUGGUACAACAUGGAUGAACCUUGGAGACAUGCUCAGUGAAAUGAGUUAGGCACAAAAAGACUAAUGCCAUAUGAUUCCACUUGCGUGAGGUGCCUGGAGUAGUCACAUUCAUAGAGACAGAAAGUGGAAUGGUGGUCAUUAGGAGCUGGGGAGAUGGGGGAGAGAGAGAGGGGGAGAGUUGUUUAAUGGGUGUAGAGGUUUAGUUUUGCAAGAUGAAGCAUUUUGGAGAUUGAUUGCCUAACAAUGUGCAUGUACUUAACACUACAAACUGUACACUUUAAAAUGGUUAAGAUGAUAAAGUUUCCAUUAUGUGCAUUUUACCACAAUUACAAAUAAACUUUUUUUAAAAAAGGGAAAAGUCACCACUGAACCCUCACUGCCCUGAUCUGUCUGCAGAGAAAAUAAAGGCUUUGUGUCCCGGCAGCGAGCCCUGCCAGAUGGCAGCCCCCCAGCCUGCCCCCUUUCCCUCAAAGGCAGGCGGCCUGCUUCUACUCUUCUUGCGGCAAGGCCCAAACGUGGGCUUGAGAAAAACUUUCAGUCUCAUUUAGAGGGUCAACCUCUAUCUCACAAGUUAGUUUAGCCAAGAACUCUUUCACUGUGACUCUACUUUUUGAGUUUUGUACUGCAUAGUCAGUAGAGAACAAAGGAAUGUUCUCAUCACGUCAGGAUGGUGCUCCUGAAUCUGUCUGGUGUGGUGAGCCUGAGAGUGGUUUCCUGGUACGGUGACACAUGCGCCACAACCCAUUCCGGAGCUUUCACCUGCCCACUCCUGAAAUAAAGACAUGCAUUUGACCACAGACUGGGUGCUGAGUUAAUGACUUUGACAAGACUGGACAGGCAGCUCAGGCUUCCUUUAUAUCUUCCAAACAACGGAUGAAUCAGGCAGUUCUCAGGCAUUUCAUUUAUUAUUUGGACGGUGAUUCUGGACACCAGUUGUUUCUUCAGCAGAUUUACAUUAAACCUUUGUUUUUACCUUUUGGGAGGUUGAUGUAAAACGCCUAACAGGGUUUUCUCAUAUUUCUGUUUUCCAGGGUCAUUUCAUGGACUCACUUCCUGUACUUGUUAACCAUGCUGCCUUGUUCCCAGGACCACACAGCCUACUAGCCAGUAGUCUCCCUUAGAGCACAAACUAGACUUCAGGUAAAUCCAGCUCAUGUGAGCUGUGGUUCUGUCAUGUUGCAUGCCUGUGAGUGUGGUAGUAAGUAAAGGUGUGAUUGUUUGAGCUAGUUAUUUUUGUUUUAAAAUUGUUGAUAAUUGCUGCCAAAGAAAAGUCAAUCUAUUUGACUUUUGUGGCUGUAUAUUUUUUAUAUAGAGGAAUUUAAAAAAAAUCAAUUACAUAUAUUUGGAAAUGGAACUGGAAAUACCACCUCCAGCUUGCCUCAAAUUAUAAUAUAUGAAAAACCAUGGGGGGAAGGUUUGGAUUGAUUUUCACUCUGAGUUUUGGCUUAACUAACAGACUCAUUGAGCAAAUUAGGGUUUUAAAGGGAAGUAAAGGAAUCUAACAGUUUUUUUCAGAUGCCUGCAUUAAAGAUGAAUGAGUCCCUUCAUUCUUUUGUCCCUCCUGUUCUAAAGUGAGAACGCUUAAAAUCUUUAGAAAACCUUUAGAGACUGGUUUUAUUAAAAUGUUUUUCUCCCCGAAAUGAGAGCCUUUAUGUUUUCCUCCUUUCUUUUCCCCAUCUCAGACUAGUUUUUGAGGGCUUCUGGGCUUCUUUUGGGGGUAUUCCUACUCUGUAUGAUAUAGGAGAGCAGCUCCAACAGAGUGCAGUACCUGGAGUCAUUACAAACGUGGAGUUCUGAGCAGUAAUCUCUAACGUUAGGGACCUGGGUUAGCUCUUCCAGUAGUUUAUGUAUAAUGAACAUACAUCUCCUCUCUGAGUAUUGAAAAAUCAAUGUAUCAGAGUGACAGAGUAAAGAUCCUUUCCCCUCACUUCCCCUCUUCAAGAAUCAUUGAUUCAAAAUCUCCCAAAACUAUGCCUCAAGGGGGUCUCUGCCUUAAGCUGACGUUUACGCCUGUUGAAUUUCUGAAUUAACAUCAUACAGCAAAUCAUCUCUUGAAAGUAACUGGUACUUGAACACGUGAUACUGUGCAUCUGGUUGAUGACUUGCAUUGCAGGAGAACCAGUUCAGUAAGUAACCCUUGUCCUUCCUGGGAACAGAAAGAAGUGUCUUGGUUCCUUUGUGAUGUGUAAAACAAUUUUUUGAAAGUCCUGUCAUAGUGGAAUGUAAUUUAGGUCGUGACUGCUGCUGUUACUCUUCUUAUUUUAGGUUAAAAUGGGCAACUCCGAGAGUCAGUAUACCCUUCAAGGAUCUAAAAACCAUAGCAAUACUGUUACUGGUGCUAAGCCAAAGCCUUGCUCCCUGAAAAUACGCAGCAUUCAUGCAAAAGAUGACAAGUCACUGCACAGCUGGAGUCACGGAAGCAGCGGAGCAGGUUACAAGUCCAGGUCUCUGGCCCGAAGAUGCCUCUCCCACUUGAAGGGUCAUCAGCCUUAUGCAUCAAGACCUGGUGGACCCAUAUGCAAAGUGUCCAAAGGCAGUGCCCACCCCAAGCACAGGACGGGUGCCCCAGGAAAUGAUUUCCAGGGCAGCAACGCUGCUUUCUCCGCAGAGAACGGCUUCCCCUGCUCUGGGCACCAGUGGGCGGACAAUCGCGGGGCCUCCAGGGACUGCAAUGGGCACCUUCUCAGCUGCUACAGGAGAAACGAGAGCACGGCCUGCGCUCCGCCGGGCGAGGACCGGAGGAGCCCCCGCGUGCUCAUCAAGACGCUGGGGAAGCUGGACGGGUGUCUCCGGGUCGAGUUCCACAGCGGCGGCACCGACAGCCCCGAGGCGCCGGGGGCCGCGGACGGGCCGGUGCAGCUGCUGCGCUUCUCGCCCGCCCCGGGCCCCGCCGCCACCGCCUCGCCGCCAAGCCCACGCCUCUGCCCCGGCGCCGCGCACGCACGCUCCAGCCAGGGCAGCUUGCUGAGCUCCGAGUCGUCCUGGUACGACGCGCCCUGGGGCCACGCGGCCGUCGAGGCCGGCGAGGCCGAGGGCCCCAUGCCGUCCAGGGGCGCGCAGAAGCCCUUCGCCCAGAGCUCGUCCCUCGCCUCCCUCCGCGAGCUCUGCCCUGACGCCGGCCCGCGCGGCCUGUCGCCCGAGGGCCGCCGGCUCUCCGAGGGCCGCCUUGGGCCGCGCGCCAGCCUCGGCAGCCGCGUGGCCUUCGCCUCGGCCCUUGACGUGCCGCUGCGGGCGGCGCCCGGGGACCCCGGCCGGUACGCGUCCUUCACCCUGCCCUGCCGGAAGCCCCGGGCCUGGGCCGAGGAUGCCACCAGGAAGGACUCCCUGAAGGCCCGGAUGCGCCGGAUCAGCGACUGGACGGGGAGCCUGUCCAGGAAGAAGCGGAAGCUGCAGGAGCCGAGGUCCAAGGAGGGCAGUGACUACUUUGACAGCCUCUCAGAUGGACUGAACGUGGAGAUGCAGGGGCCCUCUCUGGUGCUGGCUUCACUGUGGUCAGGGGGCUCGGCUCAGAUCGUGUCCCAGAGAAGCGAAUCUACUCAUGUGAUCGGCAGCGAUCCCCUCCAACAGAACAUUUACGAGAAUUUCAUGCGAGAGUUGGAGAUGAGCAGGACCAACACGGAGAACGUAGAAACGUCCACGGAAACGGCGGAGUCCAGCAGUGAGUCACUCAGCUCUUUGGAGCAACUGGAUCUGCUCUUUGAGAAGGAACAAGGGGUGGUCCGGAAAGCCGGGUGGCUCUUUUUCAAACCACUUGUCACUCUGCAGAAGGAAAGGAAGCUGGAGCUGGUGGCUCGGAGGAAGUGGAAACAGUUCUGGGUAACGCUUAAAGGCUGCACCCUGCUGUUUUAUGAGACCUACGGGAAGAAUUCUGCGGACCAGAGGAGCUCCCCGCGGUGUGCCCUGUUUGCAGAGGACAGCAUAGUGCAGUCUGUUCCCGAGCACCCAAAGAAGGAGAGCGUGUUCUGCCUCAGCAACUCCCUCGGGGAUGUCUACCUUUUCCAGGCCACCAGCCAGACAGAUCUGGAAAACUGGGUCACUGCCAUCCAUUCAGCCUGUGCAUCCCUGUUUGCAAAGAAGCAUGGGAAAGAGGACACAGUUCGGCUACUGAAGAACCAGACCAAAAACCUUGUGCAGAAGAUAGAUAUGGACAGCAAGAUGAAAAAGAUGGCAGAGUUACAGCUGUCAGUGGUGAGCGACCCAAAGAACAGAAAAGCCAUAGAAAACCAGAUCCAGCAGUGGGAACAGAACCUGGAGAAAUUUCACAUGGACCUGUUCAGGAUGCGCUGCUAUCUGGCCAGCCUGCAAGGCGGGGAGUUGCCAAACCCUAAGAGUCUCCUGGCGGCUGCCAGCCGCCCCUCCAAGCUGGCCCUUGGCAGGCUGGGCAUCUUGUCAGUCUCCUCUUUCCAUGCUCUGGUAUGUUCUAGAGAUGACUCUGCUUUCCGGAAAAGAACGCUCUCACUGACCCAGCGAGGAAGAAAUAAGAAGGGCAUAUUUUCUUCAUUAAAAGGGCUGGACACACUGGGAAGAAAAGGGAAGGAGAAAAGACCUUCUAUAACUCAGGUAUUUGAUUCAAGUGGCAGCCAUGGCUUUUCUGGAACUCAGCUACCUCAGAAUUCCAGUCACUCUCGGGAGGGGGUUGAUGAACUUAUACAUAUAUAUGGUUCAACAGUGGAUGGUGCUUCCCGAGACAACACAUGGGAAAUCCAGACUUACAUUCAUUUUCAGGAUAAUCAAGGAGUUACUGUAAUGAUCAAGCCAGAACACAGAGUGGAAGAUGUUUUGACUUUAGCAUGCAAGAUGAGGCAGUUGGAACCCAGCCACUAUGGCCUACAACUUCAGAGAUUAGUAGAUGAAAACAUCAAGCGCUGGAUUCCUGCACCGUAUGAAUAUGUGCAAGAACUGGUUUACGAUGAAAUAGAAGUUGUCCCGCUAAACGUUUAUGACGUGCAGCUCACAAAGACUGGGCCCGUGUCUGACUUUGGGUUUGCAGUGACAGCACAGGUGGACGAGCAUCAGCAUCUCAGCCGCAUGUUUAUAAGUGAUGUUCUCCCUGAUGGCUUGGCGUAUGGGGAAGGGCUGAGAAAGGGCAAUGAAAUCAUGACCUUAAAUGGGGAAGCCGUGUCUGAUCUUGACCUUAAGCAAAUGGAGGCCCUGUUUUCUGAGAAGAGUGUUGGACUCACUCUGAUUGCCCGGCCGCCGGACACCAAAGGAACCCUGUGUUCUUCCUGGUCAGACAGCGACCUCUUCUCCAGGGACCAGAAGAGUCUGCUGCCCCCUCCUAACCAGUCCGAGCUUCUGGAGGAAUUCCUGGAUAACUUUAAAAAGAAUACAGCAAAUGAUUUCAGUAAUGUCCCUGACAUCACAACCGGCCUGAGAAGGAGUCAGACUGAUGGCACGCUGGACCAGCUCUCCCCCAGGGAGAAAACGGGGCAAGCGUUCCGGAGUGCUGAACAAAUCACGGUGCUGUGUGGUUUUAACGACACCCAGGCCAAGGGCAUGGAAGGACCACGGGAGAGCCCGGACCCACCCUUGAGGCCGCUGGCCCGCCACCUCUCCGACGCAGAUCGCCUCCGCAAAGUCAUCCAGGAGCUGCUGGACACGGAGAAGUCCUACGUGAAGGAUCUGAGCUGCCUCUUUGAAUUAUACUUGGAGCCGCUUCAAAAUGAGACCUUUCUUACCCAAGAUGAGAUGGAGUCACUUUUUGGAAGUUUGCCAGAGAUGCUUGAAUUUCAAAAGGUGUUUCUGGAGACUCUGGAAGAUGGGAUUUCAGCAUCAUCUGACUUCAACAUACUUGAAACCCCCUCACAGUUUAGAAAAUUACUCUUCUCCCUUGGCGGCUCUUUCCUUUAUUAUGCGGACCACUUUAAACUGUACAGUGGAUUUUGUGCUAAUCACAUUAAAGUACAGAAGGUUCUAGAGCGAGCUAAAACGGAUAAAGCCUUCAAGGCUUUUCUGGACGCCCGGAACCCCACCAAGCAGCAUUCCUCCACCCUGGAGUCUUACCUCAUCAAGCCGGUGCAGCGCGUGCUCAAGUACCCGCUACUGCUGAAGGAGCUCGUGUCACUGACGGACCACGAGAGUGAGGAGCACUACCACCUGACCGAAGCAUUAAAGGCCAUGGAAAAAGUGGCAAGCCACAUCAACGAGAUGCAGAAGAUCUAUGAGGAUUACGGGACCGUGUUUGACCAGCUGGUAGCAGAGCAGAGCGGAACGGAGAAGGAGGUAACAGAACUUUCAAUGGGGGAACUUCUGAUGCACUCUACAGUGUCCUGGUUGAAUCCAUUCCUGUCUCUAGGGAAAACCAGAAAGGACCUUGAGCUCACAGUAUUUGUUUUCAAGAGAGCUGUCAUAUUGGUCUAUAAAGAAAACUGCAAACUGAAAAAGAAAUUGCCCUCGAAUUCCCGGCCCGCACACAGCUCUGCUGACCUGUACCCGUUUAAAUUUCGCUGGUUGAUCCCCAUAUCCGCACUUCAAGUCAGACUGGGGAAUACAGCAGGGACAGAGAGUAACUCCAUAUGGGAGCUGAUCCACACAAAGUCAGAAAUAGAAGGACGGCCGGAAACCAUCUUUCAGUUGUGCUGCAGUGACGGUGAGAGCAAAACCAGCAUCGUCAAGGUGAUCCGCUCUAUCCUGAGGGAAAACUUCAGGCGCCACAUAAAGUGUGAAGUGCCCCUGGAGAAAGCCUGCAAGGAUCGCCUGGUGCCCCUGAAGAACCGUGUUCCUGUUUCAGCCAAGUUAGCUUCAUCCAGGUCCCUAAAGGUCCUCAAGAACUCCUCCAGCAGCGAGUGGCCCGGCGAGCCUGGCAAGGGCAGCUCACUGGACUCCGACGAGGGCAGUCUGAGCAGCGGCACCCAGAGCAGCGGCUGCCGCGCGGCCGGGAGCAGGCAGGACUCCGGCCGGCACCCACCCGCGGGCCUGGCCGACCUCACAGACAGUCUCAUCAAAGAGAGUGACAUUCUGAGUGAUGAAGAUGAGGACGGCCGUCAGACCCUGGGACAGGGCAGCCCUACCAAAGACAUCGCCAUUCAGUUCCAGAGGCUGAGAAUCUCCGAGGACCCUGAUCCUCAUCCGGCCGAUCAGAAGCCUGGCACUGGCACGGAAGGCCAGCCGGGAGGGGAGCAGCCCAAACUGGUCCGGGGGCACUUCUGUGCCAUUAAACGAAAAGCAAACAGCACCAAAAGGGACAGGGGAACUCUGCUAAAGGCACAGAUUCGUCAUCAAUCCCUUGACAGUCAAUCUGAAAAUGUCAACUUUGAUCUCAAUUCUGUUCUUGAGCGAGAAUUCAGUGUCCAGAGUUUAACGUCAGUUGUAAAUGAGGAGUGUUUUUAUGAAACAGAGAGCCAUGGAAAGUCAUAGUACAAUGUCAAUCCCAAUAUGAGUUCAAUUGCUCAUUUCUCUUUUAAACUGGUGGUAAAGUGGAAAUAGCAGAAAAACUUCAUUAUUGGGUUUUGUACAGUACACAUUUUCCUACAAAACAGCUGUAAAGAUUUAAGUUAUUUUAAUUUAUUGUGGAUCAGAAAACUAGAUUAAACUGGUUAGAAUCUGUAAAUUACUUCACUUAUAUCCCUUUUGAGCAGUGAUCAAAAUUACUCAGAAUCCUUAAAAUCUCACUCUUAUUAUAAUUUAUGUGGAAAAAAUAAGAUGGGUUAUUAAUUGCAAUUCAUAGCUUUAAAAAAAUUUUCAUUCCUCGGGGCAUUUUCUUUAAGCUGUUAGUUUUUGCUUUGUUUAAAGCAUAUUUAAGUUAUUUACUGGGGGUUACGGGCACACUGUGCAGAUACUUCAUUUUUGUAAGGUUGUAAUAGAUGCUGUUUGUACUAAACAUGUCAUAUCUAUGCAGUAUGUAAUUAAAAGAAAGCUUGUACUGUA
This is a messenger RNA of Manis pentadactyla (Chinese pangolin), 8372 nucleotides long. It is a transcript of the gene TIAM2, whose product is annotated as TIAM Rac1 associated GEF 2. The record is from RefSeq and is a predicted model, not a curated record. The coding region runs from base 2778 to 7862 and encodes 1694 amino acids. Gene Ontology annotation, biological process: small GTPase-mediated signal transduction; positive regulation of axonogenesis; activation of GTPase activity. Gene Ontology annotation, cellular component: membrane; synapse. NCBI's taxonomy places the organism in Eukaryota, Metazoa, Chordata, Mammalia, Pholidota, Manidae. Gene Ontology annotation, molecular function: guanyl-nucleotide exchange factor activity; protein binding. The transcript is spliced from 25 exons.